UGGUGCAUCUAAGAACAGUGUUCCAAAAUGUUUGUGUUUCUAGCGCUCCUGGCUGUUGUCAGCGCUGCUCCACACUAUGGAUACCACAGCGAUGAAGAAGGCGGCUUAUGGACGCAGCAGAAUAGUGAAAUGGACCUCUUCGGUGGACAAAUGUUCGACGCUCGACAGUUCUGGAGAGAACUUGCAGACGAAAUGCACAGAAUGGACCAAAUGUUGAACGAAUUUUCCAAACAUUUUCCGUCAACAACUUCAAACGAAGGCGUAGAAGAUGACCAGUACGUCGUGACUAUCACUCUAACAGGAUUUGAUGAGAAAGACAUCGCUGUCAAGGCUAGAGAAGGGGUUCUUAUGAUUCAAGCUGUGCAUAGCACAGAAGAUGGCAAUGAAAGAAAUUAUGUCGACCUUAGAACUUUGCCCACUUACGUAAAUGUCAAUGGAACUUGGACGUAUAAUAAGGGUGUCUUAAAGAUAACUUUUCCAUUGAAAGAGAAGCCAACAGAAGAUGACGGUGUCACUGAGGAAGCAAAACCUACGACUGAAGCCACUACUGAAGAAGCUGAGAGGAGUCGGGAAGAAAUGGAGCCAACGACUGGAUAUGAAAACGUGAACGUUGACGUCGGUGUUGAGAGAGGCGAUACCGAUAGAGAGCAGGAACUUCUUACUAACUCAAUAUAUCCUUACAGACCAGUAGAAGCGACAACUUACUCCGUAGAUCUCAAAAACGACGUAGAGUUCGUACCUAUGAAGAUAAAUCGUAAUUAAUUAUAAUUUUAUUUUUGGAAAGUAUAAUGAUACUAAAUGUAGCAAUAAAUUAUUAUUCUUCAGCAAAUUGUUUCUAUCUGGUCGCAUACUCGAAGUUAUUUGAGGUCUAAUGAUAACAUCUUGACCUUUGCAGUUGUUUACAAUACACUAAUUACAAGUGGAGUUGAAGAGUUGAUAUGUAUUUUCGUUGGUUAGAGCACAUUUAACCUAAUAUAGUGUGUUUUCUCUCUAACAACAACGAGAUUUGAAUUAAUUAAAACUUUACUUUAAAAUCUAUGUAUUUGGUCGGAAUUUCAAUGCCAUUUUGUUUAACAUAAACCAAAUAGUCGUGUUCCUGAAGUUUCCUUUGCGUUAUGACGUGGGUGAGGUUUCACACAAAAAGUGCGUAAAAAGGUAACUGUAACGCAUGGGCCUUAUAGGUGGUCAUAACGAUGACCACCUCUAAUGAAGUGGUUUGUCUGCUCGUUUUGCCUCCUACAC
Molecule: messenger RNA, 1242 nt
Organism: Hyposmocoma kahamanoa
Lineage: Eukaryota; Metazoa; Arthropoda; Insecta; Lepidoptera; Cosmopterigidae
Exons: 1
Coding region: 28-762 (244 amino acids)
Source: RefSeq, a predicted model, not a curated record